GCCUCGUCAGGUCCCGUCCCGCCGUACUCGGGCGCUGCGGGCGCCGCCCGCCGGUCGAAGCGCCGCCGAAGGAGCGCGGAGCUGUGGUGACCGUCCCGAGCGCGGCCCGUCCGCCUCUCCCGGCAACCCCUAGCCUUCCCGGGAACGACAACAACAAAGGACGCCGCGGCCGGAGGAUGUUCCCGCGGCGGGGGUACUGAGCGGCGCCUCGCCCCACUCCUGCCUGCGGCGGCGGAGGGAAGGGGGCCGGCGGGUGUCGCCGCCCCUGUCCCCUCGGCGCACCAGGUGUGAAGCCGGGGCAGGCGGGGAAUCUCGCCGCGAGAACCGCGCUGCGAGGGAGCCCCGCCGCGGCCGGAGCCAUGUUCCCCCAGAGCCGGCACCCCACCUCGCACCAGGCUGCGGGACAGCCUUUCAAAUUCACUAUCCCGGAGUCGCUGGACCGCAUCAAGGAAGAGUUCCAGUUCCUCCAGGCGCAGUACCACAGCCUUAAAUUGGAAUGUGAGAAACUGGCAAGCGAAAAGACAGAAAUGCAGAGGCAUUAUGUGAUGUAUUAUGAAAUGUCGUAUGGAUUAAACAUUGAAAUGCACAAGCAGACAGAAAUCGCCAAGAGAUUGAAUACAAUUUGUGCACAAGUCAUCCCAUUUUUGUCUCAGGAACAUCAGCAACAAGUGGCCCAAGCUGUAGAACGUGCCAAACAAGUGACCAUGGCUGAACUGAAUGCCAUCAUUGGGGUACGUGGCCUUCCAGGUCUACCUCCUGCACAGCAGCAGUUGCAGGCUCAGCAUCUCUCCCAUGGCCAUGGACCUCCAGUGCCUCUAACGCCGCAUCCAUCCGGACUUCAGCCUCCAGGAAUCCCUCCACUUGGAAGCAGUGCUGGCCUUCUUGCCCUUUCUAGUGCUUUGGGUGGGCAGUCUCACUUGGCAAUAAAAGAUGACAAGAAGCAUCAUGAUGCAGACCACCACAGAGAUAGAGAGCCAGGCACAAGUAAUUCUCUGUUGGUCCCUGACAGUCUACGAAGCACAGAUAAACGCAGGAAUGGGCCUGAAUACGCCAAUGACAUCAAAAAGAGAAAGGUGGAUGAUAAGGAUUCCAGCCACUAUGACAGUGAUGGGGACAAGAGUGACGAUAACUUGGUUGUAGAUGUAUCCAAUGAGGAUCCUUCUUCCCCAAGGGCAAGUCCCACUCAUUCACCCCGUGAAAAUGGUGUAGAUAAAACUCGCUUACUAAAGAAGGAUGCCUCAAGCAGUCCAGCAUCUACAGCCUCUUCAGGAAGUUCCACUUCCCUCAAAUCCAAAGAAAUGGGUCUGCAUGAAAAAGCCAGUACGCCUGUUCUGAAAUCCAGCACACCAACUCCUCGGGGUGAUGUACCAACCCCAGGCACUAGUGCAACUCCAGGACUUCGUCCAGGCCUUGGCAAACCUCCAACAAUGGACCCUCUGGUUAACCAAGCUGCUCCAGGUUUGCGGACACCGUUGGCAGUACCAGGACCAUACCCUGCUCCAUUUGGAAUGGUACCUCAUGCUGGUAUGAAUGGGGAGUUAACCAGUCCAGGGGCAGCCUAUGCCAGUCUGCACAAUAUGUCACCGCAGAUGAGUGCUGCUGCUGCUGCAGCUGCUGUGGUUGCCUAUGGAAGAUCUCCUAUGGUUGGGUUUGAUCCUCCUCCUCACAUGAGAGUACCUGGAAUCCCUCCAAAUCUAGCAGGGAUUCCUGGGGGAAAACCAGCCUACUCCUUUCAUGUUACUGCAGAUGGUCAGAUGCAACCAGUUCCUUUCCCUCCAGAUGCCCUCAUCGGUCCAGGAAUCCCUCGCCAUGCCCGUCAGAUCAACACUCUGAACCACGGGGAAGUUGUGUGUGCAGUUACCAUCAGCAACCCCACAAGACACGUGUACACGGGUGGGAAGGGGUGCGUCAAAGUCUGGGACAUCAGCCAGCCUGGCAACAAGAGCCCUGUCUCUCAGCUGGACUGCCUGAACAGAGAUAACUACAUCCGCUCUUGUAAAUUGCUGCCUGAUGGAUGCACCCUUAUAGUUGGCGGGGAAGCCAGCACAUUAUCCAUAUGGGACCUGGCAGCACCAACUCCUCGUAUAAAAGCAGAGCUGACAUCCUCAGCACCUGCCUGCUACGCACUGGCUAUCAGCCCUGAUUCCAAGGUGUGUUUUUCAUGCUGCAGUGAUGGGAACAUUGCAGUGUGGGAUCUGCACAAUCAGACAUUGGUCAGGCAAUUCCAGGGCCACACAGAUGGAGCCAGCUGUAUUGACAUUUCUAAUGAUGGUACUAAGCUCUGGACAGGCGGUUUGGAUAACACUGUCAGAUCCUGGGACUUGAGAGAGGGGAGACAGCUACAACAGCAUGACUUCACAUCACAGAUAUUUUCCCUUGGUUAUUGCCCUACUGGUGAAUGGCUAGCUGUGGGAAUGGAGAGCAGCAAUGUAGAAGUGCUACAUGUAAAUAAACCGGACAAAUAUCAGCUGCACCUUCAUGAGAGUUGUGUAUUGUCACUCAAGUUUGCUUACUGUGGUAAAUGGUUUGUGAGUACUGGGAAGGAUAACCUUCUUAAUGCAUGGAGAACUCCUUACGGAGCCAGUAUCUUCCAGUCAAAAGAAUCUUCUUCAGUGCUUAGUUGUGACAUCUCUGUGGAUGAUAAGUACAUAGUCACUGGCUCUGGAGACAAAAAAGCUACAGUCUAUGAAGUUAUCUACUGAAAAAUAUGAUGGGGAUAUAACUUUUAGAAGUUGAACUGGCCCAAAUUGUUCUUAAUUGUGGAAGUAGAAGGGGUUUGACUUUUAUAAGGAACAAAAGUGUUGAGGUUCCAGACCUUGCCAUGAAACUACUCCAAUUUUUCAAAAUAGAAGACAACAUCCAGCAACUAAGUUCUGGCUACAUGGACCAGACGGAACACAGAGGCAAGAUGGACAGAUUUAGCCUAGGUUUUUGACAUAGUUUUUAAAAGCCAAGUCUACUGAAGAAUGUUGCAGCCUUUUAUUUUUUCAUUUAUGACCUUGUGCAAAUUUUUUUCAUUGCCUGAAUAUGGGGGAUAAAUACCUUUCUGUUCCUUGCAGUUCAAGUUGCAUUCUGUCCUGUGUAGAGCAACAGUGUCUCAGAUAAACUUGUUUCAUGGUUUUGCAUCUUGUGAUAUGUUUUUAUAUUUUUGUUGAAGGUCAAACAUUUGUAUAAAUUGUAAAUAUAUUUAGUUUACUACAGUAAAGGUUUUAGUAUCAACAACCAGUCUUCCCCCUUGCCCCCUCCCUGCCUGCCCCGCUUAUUUAAAAUUAAAAACCUUUUGGGGAUAUAAAUACCUUUUUAGAAUCAAAAGCAAACACUAUGUAUAGUUUGAAAAUGGUGUCUUAUUCUUUAUAACUAUUCCUAGAUUCCUUUAACAUACUUCAAAGUAGUUGUUUUGACAUACUAGGGUGUCAAGUCUGGUAGAUACUGUCUUGUGCUACAGAAAACUUAAAAGGCAGUUUUGUACUAAUUAUAGUGUAAAUAUAAAAAUUGAACAUUUCAUAAAGCUUUGCUGUUAUUUUAAGUUUAUUCUGAUGUCCUAUGUAUAAUUUUUUUGGCAGAAACAGUAAUAUGUGCCUGAUCAUAACUCAAUUCAUUCAUUUCUCUAGAAAAAGAGGGACUUCCCUCUCCUUUUUCCCCCAGUUGAACAGAAUUCGUGUGAGACUGCAGUUCAGCUAAGUGCAUCAGAGCCUUUAUUUAUUAACUGAGGAUGUCUGUGAUGAGAAAAGCUAGAUAGGUUACAUCCUUCAUAUUUUACAGAGAAGUGGUAGUUAAUGACCAUUUCCUUUUUAAAGUCUUGUCUAUACUUAGAUACUCAGGUAAAUUUAACUAAAUUACCAAAAGUGUGAGUUUUACAGGGGAUCACUUAAAGAUGUUAAAUACUUGCAGGGCUGCAAAUGAAGUUAAUUAAUCUAAACUAAGUUAAAUUUGCCUCUUAAUUUCUUGUGAGAAUAUUGACAAAGGAAUAUUUUGAUUUUUAACUAGUUCACUCUACAAAUUAAUUAGAAUUAAUUUUCCUGAGUGUCCAAUGUUAUACAGGCCUAUAGGCUCUAUGUAUUCAUAAGGAGAAACCUUUGAGUCCUUUCCUCUGUGGCAUGAGUGUGAUACAUCUGUGAAGAGCCAUGCUAAGCAUUCAGUUACCAAAGCUAUGCAUCUUCAAGUUUUCUUGAUGUACUCAAGAGCAGUGGAUCAGGGGAGAGCAUGUUAAUUUUAUUCUGUGUUUUUUCAGAUAAAUGAGUUCAACCACUGUGUGCUAGACAAACCUAGCUAUUGCUCCAGUGAGGGCCAUACAUUUCCUGCAUUCUGUAAUUUAAUUAGAAUUUCUGUUGCUAAUGGAGAAUACAGAUAACCAGAACAAUUCAGAUUACACAAACUGCCAGACAGUUUAAGACUCAUCUGUAAAGAACUUCUUUCUCAUUUUGCUAGCAUUUUACAAUGACCUAUAUCCCUGCUCUUUCAAAGACAGGCAUCUAGGAAGAAACAAGUUUGACUGACAGAUGCAUUGACUAGAUAAGGAAUUUCUCAUCUGGGGGCAAAAUUUAUCUUAGUUUCCAGUCUGAAGAGACACUGGGUUUUUUUUCAAUUUACAUGACUGUUCUACUGAAACUGUUUUAUAGCAUCUAGAAUUGUAAUAGCCUUAAUGUAUUAACUUUGCAUUUGGAAUGUAAAAUGUUAACCAUUCAGGAUAAUCUGGUCUCCUAGACAUUUAAAAUUAGUGUUCUAUCCAUAUGUAUCUAUAUCCUUGUCAAUUGCUGUGUUGUCAAUAUGUGUCUGUAUGAAAAUGACAGACCAGCUUAGGUGCUGGCCAUGUUGCUUUCACACAAAAAGCAGAAUCAUCAGGCUUUUCAGAGAAUUAAUUUUCAGAGAAUUUGCCACAUUGAAAUACUGUGAAGUGCUGUGUCAUUUUUAAAAGGGAAAAUUUUUAAAAAGAGUGUUUACUAGAUUUUACUUGAUUUUUACACUUUUCAUAUUGAAGUUUCUCUGAACAUCUGAUUCUGCCAAUGAUCAUUGACUUUAGCAGUACCGGCAAAUUUGCUGUAGUUAGGAACAUUUGGAUUUUUUCCAAAUUGCUGUCACCUUGGCUUUUACUUUAUGGGUCUUCUCUUGCCGUUCUCUGAAGCUGAUAUUAGAGGAACCAAGAAUGCAAGUGUUCUAACACAUCCAUGUAAACUAAAGAAAAAUAACACCAGUAUAAUGGAUGUGCUAUAUGUUACAACAUAGUGCUUGCUAGUAAGACCACGUUCUUGGCAAUCAGGAGGAUUAAAAUAAUAGUAUUAGGAAAAUCAUAAAAUACCUCGUCUUCUUCACUUUUAGAAUGCACAUUGUGUCAGAGCAGUUAUGGAAUUGGACGUUAUUUUUGCCUGUGAAUGAAUUUAAUCAUAUUUGUACCAUAUGUUUCUUGAUUGUAAUUAAGAAAUUAAUUCCUUUUUCCCCCAUCAGAUUUACUUUAAACCUUGAGUCUAAAAACUUGCACAUGCAUCAUAAAGUAGUUCUCUCAAUUUGUUUUUUCAGAUUUCACUUUAGGUUUAUGAAACAUUGUGGGUUUUUUCAUUUGUUAGGCAGUAAAGCCUAUUCCACCUGCAGAUGUAAUUUUUAAUGAAAAGAUAGAUUCAGUGAAAUCUUGGCAUCUGUCUACACAACAACCUACAAGAUUUGAAACAUGUCAAGCUUUUAGCUUCUGAAAGUUCUUAUAGCCCUGUGUAAAGUAGUGGGUGGAAAUAAUUGCAUAUUGAAUGAGGAAACAUGAACUAAGAUAAGCAGUGACAGCAAAGGCACUGGAAAGGCCACAUGGAAAAAAGAAGUACACCAGUAACUAUGGUGUAGGUAAUUAAUAUUUUUUUGGUCAUUUUAUUUACAGUCAUAAUAGAUUCCUUUGGUUAGCCCCUUUUUGGGACAGUCUUUGUUUGCUGAGUGGCCCUCAGUAUUCAGAGAUGUCUAAAUGCUACUCUGGCAAAUGCUAGUGCUGGAUAGAAGUAGGGAGUCCUUACAAAAGACAUUUUGGAUGUCAGUGCAAACAGCAACUGAUGAAGAGGGGAUUUGUGGUAAUAUCAAUUCAACUGAACAAAAUCCUUAGUCAGCUCUAAUAUGUACAUUUUGUAUAUGUGCACCAGUCAUAACCCUUUAUAGAUCAGUUGUGCAGAAAGUCAUGAUAUUAUUCCACACAGUGCAUUUAUCAGUGUGUAAGACUAUCUCUUUUUGAUUAUAAUUCCAAACAAUGAUAGCUCCCCAUGUUAAUCCACAAGCCUCUGGUAGCGAGAGAGAAUUUUCAUCAGCAUUAGUUCUUUUUAUCUCAUUUGGCAUUUCAAAAGCUUUUGUUCCUUUAAAGGUAUAAAAUAUUAAUUUCUUAGACUGUUAACAGUAGUGUUAUUUUUUAAUGUAAACAUCAAUACAGAGUAUGUCUUAUACAUGUUUACAUAUGUCUUAUACGUGUUAGACAUCUAGUCUUAUACAUGGUUUUAUUUAUGAACGAUUGACCAUAAUUUUUCUGUCACACUUCUGUGACACAAGUGAUACAAGUAAAAUUUUCUGAAGU
This is a messenger RNA of Neopelma chrysocephalum (saffron-crested tyrant-manakin), 6535 nucleotides long. It is a transcript of the gene TLE1, whose product is annotated as TLE family member 1, transcriptional corepressor. Gene Ontology annotation, cellular component: transcription regulator complex; nucleus. Lineage: Eukaryota; Metazoa; Chordata; Aves; Passeriformes; Pipridae. The transcript has 20 exons. Gene Ontology annotation, molecular function: transcription corepressor activity; protein binding. Gene Ontology annotation, biological process: regulation of DNA-templated transcription; negative regulation of canonical Wnt signaling pathway. The record is from RefSeq and is a predicted model, not a curated record. The coding region runs from base 360 to 2702 and encodes 780 amino acids.